AUGUCUGUUAAAGAGGAUAUUCCGGCUAUUUUUCUCGACAAGAUUUCGCCCAAAGGAUUGGACGCGAUCCAGAAAUGUAAGGAUUUUGUCGAGCAAUACUGUCUUCCGGCGGAUAAAAUAUACCUAGAGCAGCUUAGCCCUGACCCCACAAAAAGAUGGAAAUCUACCCCACAAAUCACUGAAAAAUUGAAGAAAAAAGCCCAAGAAUUGGGACUUUGGAACAUGUUCUUGUCAAAACACUAUGCUGAGGGUGCAGGGUACACCAACUUGGAAUAUGGGCUCAUGGCAGGUUAUUUAGGGCGGUCGUUGGUGGCCCCAGAAGCAACCAAUACCAAUGCACCCGACACGGGCAAUAUGGAAUUGCUUGCCAAAUACGGCACUCAGUACCAUAAAGAACGUUGGCUCAAGCCAUUGUUGAACGGAGAGAUUCGGUCGGCUUUUUUGAUGACGGAAAAGGGUACUUCUUCGUCUAAUGCGUUGAACAUUUCUGUUUCGGCCAAGAAAAAUGCCAAUGGGAAUUGGGUAUUGAAUGGUAUUAAGUGGUUCGCUUCUGGAUCAGGAGACCCACGGUGUUCAGUUUGGUUGGUAAUGUGCAAAACAGCCGAAACUAAGGCGAUUUAUGAAAACCACUCGGUUCUCGUUAUCGAUGCCAAAAAGGCAUUGGCUACAGGAAAUGCCAAAUUGAUCCGGCCAUUACAUGUUUUUGGCUAUGACGAUGCUCCUCACGGACACUUUGAGGUGGAAUUCAACAACUAUGAGAUUCCAAGUGAAGAUAUGCCCCAUUCCAUAUUGGCUUCUGAAGGUAGAGGAUUCGAGCUCAUUCAGUCGAGACUUGGUCCUGGUCGUAUCCACCACUGUAUGAGACUGAUUGGUGCUGGAGAACAAGCGUUGUUGCGCGUGAGCCAUCGUGCCAACAAUCGGCUCAUUUUCGGUACACUUAUGGCAAAGAGAGAAUCAUUUAUUACUGCAUUUGCCCAGCACAAGAUCAACCUUCAGAAAUGUAGAUUGCUCGUUUUGAAUGCUGCCCACAAAAUUGACAUCAGUAAUGCCAAACAGGCACAACGGGAGAUUGCUAUGGCCAAAAUUGAGACUCCAAGAACCGUUGGUAGGGUACUUGACUGGGGUAUCCAAAUGUUUGGAGCAGAGGGAGUUUCGCAAGACACCGAAUUGGCUCGUCUGUAUGCUAUCAACCGGACACUCCAGAUUGCUGAUGGCCCCGACGAAGCUCAUUUGAACCAAUUGGGAUUGAAAGAGGCCAAGAAAUUUGCACUUGCAAGUGAAUUCUUUGCUCAACAAGAAGAAUACCGCAAACGAUUAUCUAACCUCUAG
Messenger RNA from Meyerozyma guilliermondii ATCC 6260, 1329 nucleotides. RefSeq lists its product as uncharacterized. NCBI's taxonomy places the organism in Eukaryota, Fungi, Ascomycota, Pichiomycetes, Serinales, Debaryomycetaceae. Gene Ontology annotation, molecular function: flavin adenine dinucleotide binding; oxidoreductase activity, acting on the CH-CH group of donors. The record is from RefSeq and is a predicted model, not a curated record. The coding region runs from base 1 to 1329 and encodes 442 amino acids. The transcript has a single exon.